Messenger RNA from Xylona heveae TC161, 4487 nucleotides. RefSeq lists its product as hypothetical. Gene Ontology annotation, biological process: proteasome-mediated ubiquitin-dependent protein catabolic process. Gene Ontology annotation, cellular component: nucleus. The record is from RefSeq and is a predicted model, not a curated record. NCBI's taxonomy places the organism in Eukaryota, Fungi, Ascomycota, Xylonomycetes, Xylonales, Xylonaceae. The transcript has 4 exons. Gene Ontology annotation, molecular function: ubiquitin protein ligase activity. The coding region runs from base 139 to 3987 and encodes 1282 amino acids.
CAGAUGAGCUGCACCUUGAACGUCUUUGCCUGACCAGCCUUGUACCACCUUGGACCCUCUCAGUUUGUCCCCCGUUCUUCUCCUCCUCGUCAGCCUGCCUUAGGCAUUUAAAAACUAGAAUUCGGAGAAGAGCUGUGAAUGGAGCCGAGACGACCAUCGAUAGCGCCUGCCACUCUCGCAACCGCUGAUCUCUCCGAGGACCUGGACCAUUCCGCUUCUGCAGCAGCUAUUCAAUCACCUGGAUCCUCACAUAUCCUGAACCAGCGUCCACCAAAUCCUCAGCAGCCCACGUUCGCUAGAAACGCAUCCGAUGCAGAUGUAAGCGAUCGAUCUGAACUUCACACUCGCCCGUCCUCUCAAACGGGCUCGAUGCCCUCAGCAUCCCGCUUUCCCGAUGCCGCGAGGCCCGCCGAGCCCUCCGUUCGAUCAACGAGAAGCAGGUCUUUAGUACCGGACGGAGGUACAAAGGAUGGCGCCACCGCGGCUCCAAAGCAAGAAAAUGCUCUCCCCCGUGCAUCAACCGGCUCCCCGAAGGCUACUAAGACGGCUGGAGGGGCCGGCAAAAGCGAUGGACAGGAGCAAUCACGAAGCGGAAAGGAAAUUGUGAAGGGACUAAAGUCACAAGCCAACGAGGAGCUUCUUCAAGGUUUUCGAACCAGUUUUGACAGUCUGCGCUCGCUGGUCACCUGCCGUGUCUGCGUGAGAUUAUUAUACGAGCCUUACAUGAUUAGUUGCGGGCAUACUUUCUGUUACAGCUGUCUCUGCCAGUGGUUCGUCAAUAACAAAGCCCGCAAAACAUGUCCCGAUUGCCGCAGCGAAGUAAAACAUCCUCCUGCUCCAGCAUUUCUGGUUCGCGAAAUGACCGAAAUAUUCAUCAGUCGUGCCGAGCUUUUGCCUGCAGGGGAAACAGUCUUAGAACAUCAUAAAUGGAAGAAAGAAGAAUCUGAACUCAUUGAGCGUGACAGAAAUAACAAGGAUCCCGAAAUAGGCGGUUUAUUCAGAGGAUGUUUCAAUCAUCCGGAUGUGGAAUUGAGAGCCAUCAGGGACGAUGAAGACGGAGUUGAACGCUGUCCAAUGUGUGCUUGGGAGUUGGAAGAUGGUCUAUGUGGUCAAUGUGGGCUUAGAUUUGAUGAUGACGGGCGAGUUAUGCGAUGGGGAGCACCGAAUUUCAGCUUCAGCGAUGUGGACUUUGACGAUUUCCCAAGUGAGGAUUUGGACGAUGAAGUCAAUAUGGAAGACGAUUUCGGUAUCGAUGACGAAUCUCAAUGGGAUGAUACUCGUGCCAGCUACUCCGGUUUCGAUUUUUAUGAUGACGAAAGUUAUGCCCCCCCGACGACUUUUGCCAUCCAACGAGCUAUCAACCAAGGAAAUAUUAGACCACCCCGUCGCGCUGCGUUUCAUAGUGCAGCGGGCAGUCGAAGGCGCAGCUACACUUCGAGCCUGGUCUCUGACAUGACCAUUUCCGAAGAUGGGGAGAUGGGGACUGUGGAGGAGGAAAGUGAAGAAGAAGAGGAUGAUGAGCCAACGUCGCUUGACGGCUUCAUAGUGGAUGACGAGACUGACCAGGUAUCGCGAGGUUCGCAGCCUACCUUUCGGCGCGCCUCUCAGCAUCCAAGUCAGCGUCGAGCUCAGAGAACUGGACCGCGGGCUCCGCCAUCGGAUUCAGUGAGUACAGCGUCUCACACUCAAACAGAAGAGGAUGACGAUGAUUAUGACGAGGGCGGAGCCGUAUCAACGGGGAGGCGCCGAAGACCUGGCCAAAGAGGUCCUUCUCUAGGCCGACUCGGCCGCCGCGGGCCAAUUGCUCUCACUAUUUCGGAUGAUGAGGAGCAUGAUCUUAGCGAAAGUACACAGGCUCUUCUCCGAAGCCAGAGGGGAUGGUCGCAGCUCGAUCACGAUACUGCAGAUGAUAUGAGCGAGACAAAUGAUGACGACGAUGACGAUGAUACAAUGACCACAGUGGGAAUGCCGGCAAGCACAAUUGGGGCCGACAGGGCUCGGCUUGGAGGUUCUUUGACACCCACUGCUGACUGCCCCCGGCCUAACAUUCGUCCUCCAUCUCGAGUUAGGAAUCGGGUGAUUGAUGGGUCUCGAGGGAUCAGGAGAAGAUCUUCUGUACUAUCAGUGACUUCCUCGGCCAUUGACGAGGAUGGCGAGGCUGAUGACGACGACUCCGAUACUGGCUCAGUAAUUAGGGAUCGGGAUGGAGAUGUGGACAUGAGCCUCGAGAGUCCGCCUCAGGGUGCCACAAUUAACCGUCAUGCACGACUGCCGCCUCUUACGGUGAAUCGACCUGUCGCUCGACGGGAGCCAGCUGGGCCGGGCCCAAUCUCACCUUCACUGGACGGCACCGCAGACGUGGACUCUGACUCAACAUCUGAUGCUUCAAUCCAACCAGCUCGCCGACGUCGACCUCGGCGAUUGAGACAGCCUGAGUAUAACCCCAUGAUUAGUGCUAUCCUAGCUCGACACCAGAUUGAUAUGCGAGGAAAUAUUGCCCAGCUAGGAGAUUCCACAGCUAACAGUUUGGAGAUUCCCCGCACAAGGACACCAGUAGCCCGGCCCCGGACGGCAAACCGCAAUCGAGUCAGUAGCCGCUCAGGUACGCCCUCGAUUGCUCCGCCUUUCUCGCCCCUUUCAAACGGACCGUUGCCGCCAUUUUCUCCACCUCUAGCUGCUGCGCCAUUGCGUUCUCGGACCCCUUCAGUCAUGACAACCGUUUCUACAAGUCGAUCUUCGGAAUCACCUAAUACUGCAACGAGGGCGAGUACAUCACCUGCUGGUAACCCGACAUCUUUGGUAGAAGCCGCUCUUUCUCCGCCUCCUCCAUCAACGUUGAUCCAGACGAACGUGAACCCGGACCCAGCACCUCUGGCACAACCAAGUUCAAGUGGAACUCACGAUAGUGGCCCAGCUGUCCCUGGCUCGAUUGAGCGGCCGGUCAGUAGGAUGUCUUCCAUUUCCGGAUCUGGUUCAUCUAGUAGGCGCAUUUCGAUUCCAGGAAGAGACGCAAUUGCUACAUUUCAUGGUUAUCCGGCCACAGUGCCAUUUGUUGCACCCUCGCCGGGGCUGAAUUUUGCUGCUCGUUCCUUCCAAGGUGGCAAUCCGUGGGCUGGAUAUGUCCGGACUCGACCCUCGACUAACCGUUUGAGGGAGCAAAGCUCAACGGCGACGCUGAGAGCUCGUAACUCUCGACGCGAGCUGCGAUCCCAGCCCUCACAAAUAAACAUACAGGAUAUACCGGCACCGCAGCCGGUUAUGAGACCGCAGGCGUCACGGUCAUCUCUUCGCCCGAUGCCUUCCCAACAGCGUUUACGGCCUCAAGGAUCGACACAAGCACUACGAAUGGGUUCAACUACACCCACACCGCAAUCACCGAUUCGAGUUGGCGCUACUUUACCUAUGCCAGGGAUUCGCCACAUGAUCACUGGGGGUCGUCGCCUCUCAGACGAGGAGCGUCGACGACUAGGUAGUGAAGUAGUCAGACGGAGGGCAGAGGAGCUGGGACGGCAAAAUAGCAACCCUUUCGCUGCGAGAACCCGUCUGGCUCGGGGCUCUCAAACCGUAGGGAUUGGAUCAACCUCUGGCCAGGCCACCGAGCAAUUGCACACACAUCCGCAAUACCAUCGACAGACACACGAGGCCUCUGUAGACGACCGGAGUCAGCUUUCACUUGAGUCAUCUCGGGCGGGUAUAGGGCCUGUCACUCAACGGACAGACUUGAAUACCUCGGCCCCGCAGGGAACCCUUACAUCUAACACUCCGAGCACUUCAGCUCGCCAAUCCAGCCUCCAUCGGGGCAGCCGUCGAAAUCUGAGAGGCUCUUUUGAUGGGUCGACAAUGACAGCUCCUAAUCCCGGCAUGAAUGCUGCUCCUGUUUACACUCGAGAUCGUGCGAACUUGGGUAAUAACCUGGGCCACCAUUCCAACAUGCUUCGUGGCCUCGGUCCCAUGAUGGCUGGCGGGGAACCCCAGCGUCUGGGAUAAAUUAUUUCGCCUCGUGGAAAAGUUUACGAAAUUCUUUUAUGAAGUCUUAAAAACAGCAAGCGAAAAACAGCCACUCUCACGACUGGGCAUACAUUUUUCCUUUAACAAUUGUUUUUAAUUUUCACAACUGCUUUAGCCCCAAUGACUGCUGCGCUCUCAUCAUGCUCAUGACAUUAUAUUUUGCAUCGGCUCGAUCAUUUGUAUUUCACUUGUCAUGUUUACUCGCGCACCAAAAUCUGCAUUUUCUUAGCCAAAUUUCUAUUGAAACGGCAUAUGAUGAUGAUGUCUUUCGCAUAGCUCUUUGCAUCUUCACGGCGUUCAUUUGUUUUGAUCUUGAAGGUGUCUUAUCUCUUUCGGUCUUUGCAUCUUGCGUCUUAGGUAGCUCGGGUGAAAAAGGGGACCGGUUCUGACCUUUGUUCUUCUUCAUACAGUGCUGGUCCAAGACCUGGGGCUAGAGCUAAAUAGCGCUUUUUUUUAUGAAUAUAUGCGGAAAUGCAGAC